AAGCCAACCACACGUAUGCACGUACCACGUCCCUUGUUUCUCAUUCUAGCAUUACGAGAAUGAUGUUUUUUCUCGACACCUUUUGUGGGCGGCAUUCCAUACAGCCCCAUUUUCUGCACCAACGUCAAGCUUUACCUACGCGAAAGUGUACGAGAAGGUGGCUUCAGGCUAAUGGCCCAACUUCUUGCGCUUUCAAAAUCGCCUCACGUUUCUUGUUCUCAGAUGUCAUUGCUAUCACUCCUCGGCUUUUGGUCAUGGCGGCGCAUAUCAUUUAUUGCAUUUCCAUUCCUGAGGUCUUUUUCACAAGUCACGUCUUCUUUUGCUAUACCCACACUUGCAUUGUUAUACUGGAUGUCAAUAUUUACACCUCUCUUAACCACAAUUACUUCCUUUAUCUACCUUGUCGCAAAACAUAGUGCACCAAUCACGAUUACGAACCAAUCACUUCCGAAUGCCCUUAUCAUUCGUAUAUGCAAUGCUGUCUUAGACGUCCCAUCUUCGUAUUCAACGCCAUCACGCGACCCCCCCAAUUCCGCGCAACCCCGCGACCCUCAAAACAGUUCCAUAGGAUAAGAGCACCGCCGCUCAUCUUCUACUAGGAAAAGCCACGCAUUACUGUACUGCUAGCUCGGCCGGUUCUAUCUUACUAAGACUCGAUUCGUGUAUUCGCGGAAUCAGUCG
Trematosphaeria pertusa is the source of this 681-nucleotide messenger RNA. RefSeq lists its product as uncharacterized. Bases 172 to 573 code for a protein of 133 amino acids. The transcript is spliced from 3 exons. NCBI's taxonomy places the organism in Eukaryota, Fungi, Ascomycota, Dothideomycetes, Pleosporales, Trematosphaeriaceae. The record is from RefSeq and is a predicted model, not a curated record.